AUGUUUGUUCUGUGUUGUUUGAAAGAUACAUCGGCCCAAUGGCCUCAUCAAAAUGUUAUUCUCUUCAUAUGGCUACUUAUUUUUCCAGUGGCUCAGCCUUGGGGGAUUCAACCCGAUGCUACACGCAGACAAGUAUUUGCCCAUUUGCCUGGCGACAUUAUCUUUGGAGGUUUAUUUCCGGUGCAUUCAUCCGACCUGAGCAGAUGUGAUAUUAUAAACCCGGAGCGAGGUAUUCAGCGUGUUGAAGCGAUGCUAUUUACGCUGGAUGAGAUUAACAAUCGCUCAGAUAUUCUGCCUGGACUUAACUUGGGCGCUAUUAUUCGUGACACGUGUUCACAGAGCAACCAUGCUCUGGAACAGUCACUUGAAUUUGUGAAAAGUGGCCGGCCCGUCUGCGAGUUAGCAUUGACUUCGGAAAGAAACCCUUUGCUGGUGAAGAAGCAGAUUGAUAAUGUAUCUCUGACGAGAGGACACGAGUCGUCUGAAAAUCAAAAUCCAGUGCGGGGUGUGAUCGGUGCCUCAUAUAGCACUAUUAGUAUUCUUGUGGCAAAUUUAUUUGCCCUAUUCCAGUUGCCACAGAUAUCUUAUGCUUCCACAAGUGCUGUACUCAGCGACAAACGAACUUUUCCUCUGUUUGCCCGUACAGUGCCUUCAGAUGUGAUGCAGGCCCGCGCUAUGGCUGCUCUAGUACAGAAAUUUAACUGGACUUAUGUAUCUACGGUCCGUAGUGCUGGGGACUACGGCGAUUCUGGGAUGGAUGCCUUCUGGAAAGAGGCAGAUAAGUUAGGCAUCUGCAUUGCUGCCCGCGAAGUAAUUCGACUCAGCAUGAAUUCAUCAGAACUUGAUCAACUAGUACGCGUACUGUAUGAUGACUUUAGAAAAGCACGAGUUGUGGUGCUUUUCACGCGUAUGGAUCACACUAAGCACUUGCUAGACGCUGUGAAUCGUGCGAAGCUGACUAACUAUUUUGUUUGGAUUGCCUCUGACGGAUGGGGCCGUGAAAAUGCCCCGGUUGCUAAUAAUUCAGCGGUAGCUAAUGGAGCGUUAACAAUCGAAAUAAGUGCUGCAGAAUUGAAGCAUUUCUCCGAAUACUAUCGUAAUUUGCGAGCUAACAAUGUGCGAAACCCCUGGUUCCGGCAAUACUGGGAACAGGUUUUUAAUUGCACCUUUGGUGAUUCGGAAAAUUUUACAAAAUCAAAUAAGUUUAAACUUAUUCACAGAAGAUUCAACAACGAGAGUCAAGGCGAAAAUAGCAUAAACCAGACAAUUUAUGAUAGUUUAUCUGCCGGCAAGCCUCUGUGCGGUCAGAAUUCUCACCAACGACUCGAAGCUGGUUUGGACUCCUUCAAACAGGAGGCGAAAGUGCAGUUUAUCGGCCAUGCAAUCUACGCCUUUGCACAUACCCUUCACAAGUUACAAAUGGAAUUAUGCAAAAAUCCAUAUAAUUUGACAGGAAAAAGUAAAAAGGAAUGCAUCGCUUCUUUAAAAAAUUUCCCUGGAGCCGAAUUUUAUGCAAAGACUAUAAAAAAUACAUUUAUUGGUGAGUAA
Molecule: messenger RNA, 1548 nt
Organism: Protopolystoma xenopodis
Lineage: Eukaryota; Metazoa; Platyhelminthes; Monogenea; Polystomatidea; Polystomatidae
Source: the annotation of a GenBank genome assembly